AUCAAUUCUUUUUCAGGUUAGUUGACAAAUGUCAAAAAGGCGAGAAUGGAUGAGAAGACGUUUGAUGGAAAACGGGUGGAUUAAUCCGGAAUUUUUAUACGCACAGGGAGCCUUUGUUCCAGGAAGAUCUCUCGUGGAUAACUUUCUGCUUGCACAACACCUCGUCAGAGAUUAUGCUGUCAAGAGAUCUACCCCUAGCUGCUUGAUUAAAUUGGAUAUAACUAAGGCCUAUGAUACUGUUUCCUGGAGUUUUUUAAAGGAUGUUAUGGCUGGCCUGGGCUUUCCUUCAAGAUUUAUCUCUCUUGUCAUGGAAUGUGUUUGUUCUGCCUCGUCUUCUAUUAUGGUUAAUGGAGACAGUCACGGUUUCCUCCCAAGUAAACGGGGCUUGAGACAAGGAGACCCAAUGGCCCCCACCCUUUUCCUUUUCUGUAUUGAGUAUUUUUCCAGAUUACUCAACAAAAAGGCUAAAGAGGGGUCUUUUAACUACCACAAGGAUUGUGCUGGUUUGGGCAUCACGCACCUGGCUUUUGCUGAUGAUCUCAUGUUGUUCUCUAGAGGAGAUCUCCAUUCUGUUCAAGUCUUGAUGGACGCACUGGACCAUUUCUCUAGAGUUUCUGGGCUGACCCUGAAUCCCACUAAAUCCAACAUCUUCCUCGCUGGAAAAUACAGGGACAGUAGUCAUGCUCUUUUGGCUCUUGCCUCCUUUCCUCGUGGUCAGCUUCCUGUUAGGUACUUGGGCCUUCCUCUUGCUUCUCAAAGGAUAUCAGAGAAAGACUUUUCACCGCUCUUCAAAACUGUGGAAGGUUAUUUGUCUAAAUGGAGUACCCUUAAACUCUCUUAUGCUGGGAGAUUGGAACUGGUCAGGGCUGUUAUACAAGGGGUGCAAUCCUUUUGGCUUCAGGUGUUCCCGGUCCAAAAAUACGUUCUUGACCGCAUCACCUCCCUCUGUAGAAACUUCCUCUGGGGCAGUAAACUUGCAAAGUGGCAACCCAAGAAGAGGAAUUCUGUUUUGCUCAAGAGGUUAGCCCAUGUACGAGAGCUUUUGGUCCAAAAGCUGGCUAACUGUAAUUCCAAUAUGGACAUGGCUAUGCAACCCUACUGUUCGGCAGGUUUUCUUAUUCCCAGGAAGAUCUAUGAUUUAUUUAGGGCAAAGGCCAACCCCAAGCCUUGGAUGGCUUUUAUUUGGCAAAGUUUCAUUCCUCCUAAGUGCUCCUUUACGAUAUGGCUAGCACUUAGGAGGAGACUGCCCACCAAAACCAACCUGGAAUUCCUCGGAGUGCCCAUGGAAUGUACCUUCUGUGCUCAAGAGCUUGAAGAUGUGGACCACCUGUUCCCUGCGCGGUUUCUAAAGACGUUUGGAGGGCUGUCAAAGACUGGCUACGGAUGGAAGGGCAGUUGAGUACUCUCCCUAGAGCUAUCAGGUGGCUGAAGGGCUUUAAAAGAGGAGAUGGAAUUCUCAAAAAGGCAAGGAAGAUUGCCUUAGCAUGCACGGUUUUCCACCUAUGGAAACAGCGCAAUGUUGUUUACUUUGAUCAUGAACCUCUAUGUGUUGAGACUAUGGUUUUUAAAAUCAAGGUUAUGGUCUUUU
Cuscuta campestris is the source of this 1588-nucleotide messenger RNA. NCBI's taxonomy places the organism in Eukaryota, Viridiplantae, Streptophyta, Magnoliopsida, Solanales, Convolvulaceae. The record is from the annotation of a GenBank genome assembly.